Molecule: messenger RNA, 1746 nt
Organism: Diplodia corticola
Lineage: Eukaryota; Fungi; Ascomycota; Dothideomycetes; Botryosphaeriales; Botryosphaeriaceae
Product: fasciclin domain family protein
Exons: 2
Coding region: 1-1746 (581 amino acids)
Biological process (GO): macroautophagy
Cellular component (GO): fungal-type vacuole membrane
Source: RefSeq, a predicted model, not a curated record
AUGAAGUUCACCGGACUCCUCUCGCUGGUUGCCCUUGGCUCCGCCCUUGUCAUUCCCGACGAGGCUAUCCUGAAUGAGCUUGCCACUCAAUCGGAGUCGCCGGACAAGCUCGCACAUCCGGAUCAUCCGGUCGACGACCCAAAGGGUGCCCUCGAAGACCUCGUUGACGACACCAAGGACGAAUUCGAGUCUGUCGAGUUCGGCUUGAGAGAUUCCUUCCACGGCGCCAAGGACGUCCUCGACGAUGCCUUGGACCGGAUAGUCGACGCCGAGGAUGCCGUCUGGGAGAAGGUCCACGAGAGUGGCUUUGACAUGGAGAGCUGGAUGCGUAGUGGUUCUUCGCGCCACCACAGGCACUUUGACCUUGAAGGCCCUCCCAAACCAGCCCCGCAUGGCGACCACCCUCCGCCCCCUCCGCAUUGGGGGCCUCCACCGUCUCCUCCCCAUGGCGAACAUUUCCCUCCACCUCCGCCGUUCCAUCGCAACCGUGAUGGCAAAUUCCCGCCGCCACCUCCACCAUUCCAUCGCAACCAUGAAGGCGGCGAACUCUCACCUCCCCCUCCCCCGCCCCAUGGCGAGCCCCCGCAUCAAAGGCCUCCCCACGACGGCCCUCCUCACCACGGCCCUCCACAUGAUGGACCGCCCCACGACAAGCCACCACACAAGGGGAGGCCGCACCACCCGCCGCACCACAAGCCCAACCAGACCGUCUACGAGCUGAUUGCCAAUUCCAAGUAUACUACCAAAUUGGCGAAGCUGAUCAACGAUGACGAUGAGCUGGUCAAGCUGUUGAAUGGCACCUCCGCCAACUUCACUGUCUUCGCCCCGACUGACAAGGCCUUCGACAAGAUCCCCAAGCAUGGCAAGGAGCCCACCAAGGAAUUCAUCAAGAAGGUUCUCCUGUACCAUGUCUCUCCCGAGUUCUACCCUGCUGGCCGUGUCCUUCAUACACACACCAUCCCUACGCUCUACAAGGAGCCGGCCCUUGGUGGCGACGAUUUCGCCCAGCGCUUGAGUGUAAACAUUGGAUUCAAGGGAUUGACGCUGAACUUCUACAGCCGUAUUAUCGCUAUCAACAUUUUCGGUACGAAUGGUGUGAUUCAUGGCCUCGACACCAUCCUUGUUCCUCCGCCCAAGGCUGCUGAUAUUAUCUCUCUUCUGCCUGGAGAAUUCUCCACCGUCACCCUUGGCCUAGAGAAGACUGGUCUCUUCGAUCUGCUGAACAGCACCGAUCAUGCGGGUGGCACCUUUUUCGCCCCCUCCAACUGGGCCUUUAAGAAGCUUGGUCCCCGCAUCAACGCCUUCUUGUUCAGCUCCUACGGCGAGAAAUAUCUCAAAGCCCUGCUGAAGUAUCACAUCGUUCCCGAGCAGACUCUUUACUCGGAUGCCUUCUAUCGUCCGUCCAAGGACGACGAUGAGCACAGCCAGGAUUACUUCCAUGUCGAUCUGCCGACAUUGCUUGAUGACAAGGCUUUGAGUGUCGAUGUUGCAUCCCAUGGUCCUUUCACCGAGAUCAAGGUCAACGGCUUCUCACGUGUCGCCAUCCAGAAUGGCAUCGCCAAGGAUGGUGUCAUUCAGGUAGUCAGCAGCGUCUUGAUCCCGCCCAAGACGGCAGAAACGAAGGGUUUCUGGGAGGGUGAGCACCUGAGCGUUGAGGAGUUCAAGGCAAGACUCGAGCCUUUCGUCGACUCCGGCGAGUCCGAGCCCGAGUCCGACGCUGAAGAGCUUGGUUGGGGUGAACUUUGA